Molecule: messenger RNA, 1458 nt
Organism: Prorocentrum cordatum
Lineage: Eukaryota; Dinophyceae; Prorocentrales; Prorocentraceae
Source: the annotation of a GenBank genome assembly
GCGGGAACUGAUUCAUCGAAUAUCGCAUGAUAAAAGGAUUCCUAUUGGCUCGCGUUUGCGCGUCGGCCUUCCCGCGGGCCGACGCGCGAUCGCGGGCCCAUCAGGGCGCAGAGGCGCUAGUGUGAAGUGGCCCAUCCUGUUUCGCAUGAUAGCUGAGUUCCGAUGGGCUCGCGCUUGUGCGUCGGCCUUGGCGCGGGCCGUCGCGUUUGCGUGAGGCCAUCGUGGCGCAGAGGCGAGGCGCUAGUGUGAGCUGUUCCAUCCUAAUUGGCAUGAUAGAUGAGUUCCGAUGUGCUCGCGCUUGCUUGCCGCGGGCCGUCGCGUUAGCGCGAGGCCAUUUUGUCGCAGAGGCGAGGCGCUAGUGUGAGCUGUUCUAUCCUACUUGGCGUGAUCGCUAAGUUCCGAUGGGCUCGCGCUUGCGUCGCCCUUCCCGCGGGCUGACGCGUGUGUGCGAGCUCAUCGGGGCGCCGAGGCGCGGCGCUAGUGUGAACUGUUCCAUGCUAUUUCGCAUGAUAGCUGAAUUCCGAUGGGCUCGGGCUCGCGCGUCGCCCUUGCUGCGGGGUGACGCGUGUGCGCGAGCUCAUCGGGGCGCAGGGGCGCGGCGCUAGCGUGAGCUGUUCCAUCCUAUUUGGCAUGAUGACUGUGUUCUGAUGGGCCCGCGCUUGCGCGUCGGCCUUGCCAUGGGCCGAGGCGCGGAGCUCAUUGGAAAGCGGAGCUCCCGGCACCGAUGGCGAGCUGCCCCGUGGGGGACCUGUCCAAGGAGCAGCAGGACCGACGAGCUCGCCUGCACGUACGCCGCGCUGAUCCUGCACGACGACGGCGCCGAAGUGGAUGCUGCUAGCAUGGCGAACCUCGUCAAGGCUGCCGGCGUUCAAGUGGAGGGCUACGUCCCGAUGCUGAUGGCGAAGAUGAUCAAGACGUACGGCAUGGACGCCCUUGUCAAGAUGGGCGGCGGCGGCGGCGGCGGUGGCGGCGGCGGAGGUGGCGGCGGUGGAGGCGGCGGAGGUGGCGGCGGAGGAGGCGACGCACCCGCGGCAGCGGAGGAGAAGAAGGUCGUGGAGGAGGAAGAGGAGGAAGACGUGGACUUCGACCUGUUCGGAUGAUGCCGCGGGCGCGGCCCGCGCCCGUCCCACGGAUGCACGGCAUCUGGCGACGCGCCCAAAAGGAGACACACGCUGGUCGCCGAAAGCAGGCAAUGUUGUUGGAUUCCCAGCUCCCGAUCUGCUUUAGGCGCCUUUCUGCUCCAGGAGUCGAGCGGUGGUCCCCAUCGUCCAGGGGCGGACAGAAACCCAGUCUGCUUCCAAUGCCUUCCUACCUCGUGCGUCUACCAACUCCUUGUGCGACUCACCGAUCGCUGGACGGUGUCUCGAUGCGUUGAGCGUGGUCGUCCCGGGCCGGUUGCUUGAGCCCAAGAAUGGCUGCUUCCCAGACGGCGCAACGCGAAUCGUGACGUGGCCAGGG